This is a messenger RNA of Naegleria lovaniensis, 546 nucleotides long. RefSeq lists its product as uncharacterized. NCBI's taxonomy places the organism in Eukaryota, Heterolobosea, Eutetramitea, Acrasida, Naegleriidae. The transcript has a single exon. Bases 1 to 546 code for a protein of 181 amino acids. The record is from RefSeq and is a predicted model, not a curated record.
AUGAUGGCUGUACAACAACCUCGUUAUCAACAACAACAACAACAACAUCGGAGAAGAUCGUUACGAAUUCCACUCAUCCAAUCAAGGGCAAAGAAGUGGGACCGGUGCAUGCAACGUCGUUUUGAGAAGGCCAAAUGUUUGUAUCCCAAGAAAUUCCCUGUCCAUUUGUAUCCAAACUGCGAUUGGGAGAAGAGAACAAGGAACAAGCUGCCAGAUCUUGUGGCAGAACUGAUCAGAGAAAAAUCACCUCAAUGCUCAACAAGUGAAAAGAUGUCCAAGCUUGCACACAACAACAAUGGCUUGCAACCAAGAUUGGAACCAUGUCAAGCACCGACAAAGAGUCUCUAUUCCAAUGACCGUCCACCAAUACAUGAUUAUGAUCCUGGUUAUGAAGUAGACAAUGAGUAUGAGGAGGAGCUUGUGUGUUGUUAUGAACAAGAUGAGUCAAAGCAUGAUUGCCACUCGUAUCACUUCUCAAAUCAGUUGAAUGUUCUAAAUCAUCCAUAUGUCAUUGAACGCUUUAAGGUGAGAGUGUUUUACUCAUAA